AGGCUGAGAGAGCCCCGCCGCGUGAGCCCAGGGGGCGGGGCCGGCCCCGGGCAGCCUCCCCUCUGGGACUGAAAAGCACAGACCCGCCCGCUGCCGCUGGGAGGGAGGCGAAGUGCCUGUGAGUGCUGCGUUUUGUCUACUAAGGUUUCGCGGGUUAAUAAUUCAGGUCGUCCUUUGCAAUAGGAAACCCGCAGUCGGCCGUCCAAGCCGGCUUGCAGGGCUGCGGUGCGGCCACCGGGCCGCUGCUGUGCGGAGCCGAACGCCAGAGAGGACGGCCGCCCGCCUGCGCCCAUGCCUGUGCCCAGCAGGCACGCUGGCGUUGGUCGCUCUCAGAGCUGGGACGCCGCCGGCUGGUAUGACGGCCCCUGGGCGGGGGCCGAGUCGCCUGGCCAGAGCGGCUCCCUGACAGAUGGGGGUGGAGAGGGGCCCUGGCGUGAGCCCGCGCCUGACCUGUGCCGGGAGGUCUUCUACGGUUCAGUGGCCAGCAGGAAGAGCUCCGUCCCCGACUUCACCUUUUUCGACAGCAGACAGGCAGUGAUGUCUGCGCACACUGCCCUGCUGCCGCGGGAUUGCUACGGUGACCUAACUGGAGCUGCUCAGGCGCCCCGAGAGCUGCGCCCGCACCGGGACCCCGGAGCUGGCCGCUCGCUGGCCGGCUAUGGAGCGCCUGGCAGCAGGGUGGCGUGGGAGCAAGUGCAAGGCCGGGCCCCUGCGCUGCAGGACGUGGCUCACCUGUACCGGGACCCUGCAGGUAAAACGGUGGCCCCAGGACUGCGGGCACAGAGUGGGGCCUCGUCGCCCCUGCGGCACGCCGGGGAGAUGGCCCACAGCAGGUACCAGGCGGAGGCGACCACUUACCCCGCUGGCCAGGCCUACAACGAUGUUGGUGUCAGCGAGAGGCCUGUGGAUCCCGCCACCGCCAGGCAGGUGGCCCCCACGUGCCUGGUCAUGGACCCCACUGGCGCUGCUGCCUCUGAAGGUGGCCCGGGGAUGGCGCCAGGCACCCUGGGUCGAGGCUACGGGCAGGGGAGUGCUCCCUCCAGGAUGUCUCCCGGGAACGGCGAGGCUGGCCUGUCCUGCUUCCAGGGGCCCAGCGAUGCGAGGAGCAUGCUGCCCGCGUUCCUGGCCCUGCUGCGGGCGGAGGGCGUGGCAGAGGCCACGCUGGACGCCCUCCUGCAGCAGGGCUUUGACUCCCCAGCCGUCCUGGCCACAAUGGAGGACUCGGACAUCAAGUGUGUCGCGCCCAACCUGGGCCAGGCCCGUGUCCUGAGCCGCCUGGCUGGCAGCUGCAGGACCGAGAUGCAGCUGCGCAGGCAGGGCCAGGCGGCCCCCCCGCCCCGGGCGCGCUCCGGCAGCUUCGGCCACCGCAGCGAGCUCCUUGGCAACUUGUCCUCUCUGGGCGCCACGGGUCCCCUGCAGGCAGCACCCCCCCGGGUCGGGGACCUGGCUCGACGCCCCUCCAGUGCUCCCUCCCAGCAUCUGCUGGAGCCGGCGGCCACCUACGCUGCCCCUGGGCUGGGAGCCCAGGUCCCCCACUUCCCCUCCAACUCCGGGUACAGCUCUCCUGCUCCUUGUGCCCUGACCGUGAGGCUGGGCCCCGCAUAUUCCCCGCAGGCGGGCGUGGCCUUGACGAGCCCGGGCCCCGCCGCCCCCCUCCAUCCGAGGACAGCCUACUCCACGGCCUACACGGUACCCAUGGAGCUGCUGAAGCGGGAGCGGAGCGUGGCCACUGCGCCUUUGUCUGGCCCCCACGGCGGCGCCCAGCUCCUGCGGAAGCCCGGCCUCCCUGCGGACCGGUCCACCCUGCCGCCGGCCGGCCAGAGCCUCCACAUGCCGCACGCGCCCUACCAGAAGGUGGCCCGGCGGACGGGGGCCCCCAUCAUCGUGUCCACCAUGUUCGCUCCAGAACCAAGUAUCCGCCCCCAGAUCAUGAACGGCCCCCUGCACCCCCGGCCCCUAGUGGCGCUAUUGGACGGCCGGGACUGCACCGUGGAGAUGCCCAUCCUGAAGGACCUGGCCACUGUGGCCUUCUGUGACGCACAGUCCACACAGGAGAUCCACGAGAAGGUGCUGAAUGAAGCUGUGGGCGCCAUGAUGUACCACACCAUCACCCUCACCAGGGAGGACCUGGAGAAGUUCAAGGCCCUGAGAGUGAUCGUGCGGAUAGGCAGCGGCUACGACAACGUGGACAUAAAGGCUGCUGGCGAGCUGGGGAUCGCCGUGUGCAACAUCCCGUCGGCAGCAGUGGAGGAGACAGCCGACUCCACCGUCUGCCACGUCCUCAACCUGUACCGCAGGAACACGUGGCUGUACCAGGCGCUGCGGGAGGGCACGCGGGUGCAGAGUGUGGAGCAAAUCCGGGAGGUUGCCUCGGGAGCAGCUCGGAUUCGUGGGGAGACGCUGGGCCUCAUCGGCUUUGGUCGCACAGGGCAGGCGGUCGCUGUUCGAGCCAAGGCCUUUGGAUUCAGCGUCAUCUUUUAUGACCCCUACUUACAGGACGGGAUAGAGCGGUCCCUGGGUGUGCAGAGAGUCUACACCCUGCAGGACUUACUCUAUCAGAGCGACUGCGUCUCCUUGCACUGUAAUCUCAACGAACAUAAUCACCACCUCAUCAAUGACUUUACUAUAAAGCAGAUGAGGCAAGGCGCGUUCCUGGUGAACGCAGCCCGCGGCGGCCUGGUGGAUGAGAAAGCCUUGGCCCAAGCCCUCAAGGAGGGCAGGAUACGAGGGGCAGCCCUCGACGUGCACGAAUCGGAGCCUUUCAGCUUUGCUCAGGGUCCCUUGAAGGAUGCACCGAACCUCAUUUGUACGCCCCACACAGCCUGGUACAGCGAGCAAGCAUCGCUGGAGAUGAGGGAGGCUGCAGCCACAGAGAUCCGCCGGGCAAUCACAGGUCGCAUCCCAGAAAGCUUAAGAAACUGUGUGAACAAGGAAUUUUUUGUUACAACCGCGCCCUGGUCAGUAAUAGAUCAGCAAGCGAUUCACCCAGAGCUCAACGGUGCCACCUACAGAUACCCGCCAGGCAUCGUGGGCGUGGCCCCGGGUGGACUUCCUGCCGCCAUGGAAGGGAUCAUGCCCGGAGGCAUCCCGGUGACUCACAGCCUCCCCACGGUGGCACACCCUUCCCAAGCACCCUCUCCCAACCAGCCCACAAAACACGGGGACAAUCGAGAGCACCCCAACGAGCAAUAGCAGAGGAUGACAAAAGGUCAGACAAACCUGGGACCAAGAGACAGUGAAAAAUAGACGAACUGAGGAAAGGAGUGUGCGGUCUUUCAGCGGACUCGGGACGAGCGCGCCACAGACACCGAACCGACACUGCGCGCUAACCACAGGAGAGCUGCCCUGUAGCAAAGCGGAAGACGCCUUCUACUGACGGAGGCCGCGGAAGACUAGGACGUGAUUUAUUAAUGACCAACUUCUGUUGUUGUGUGUUAAGUUUCUCAUCUGUGCAUCAAAUCACAAAGAAUAAACAGAUCUUUUUCCUUUAUCAGUCCCUCGGGCACAGCAGGCCCUGAACACCUUGCUAUAAAGAGAAUGUUGCGUCGAGAGUUCCAAACAUCCAAACAAACAUUGAGAGGCGAGGCGGUCCCAACCCUGUGACCCCAGCCCCUCUGGUCCCCAGGGUGGCACCCGGCUCCUGCACAGGAGCGUCCCGUGGGAACUGCACUGCGCGGGCGAGUGGCCCUGAUUCAGUGACACCCUCUGAUGAUGCAAAAAAGAAAAAGUAUUAAGUUUCACAAGCUGUUUGUACUCAAAUAUAUUUUCUCAGUUCAGAUCCUCAGCUAUUUUAUUGAGUGGAAAGUCUUGAACUGAAAGUUCAAGAAGAAUAAUGUUGCAUUUCCUUAUGUCUCAGGAAACACUUUUUAUGGUAACUUGUCAGAUUGUCUAUGAACAAACCCACUUUUUUAGACAUUGAUAAAGUCUUCUUUUCUUCACGUGAUAUUUUAUACGAGAACACAUCAGGUGUGUUAUUAGAUGUGACUGAUUUUAACAAAUCCUAUUAGAUUUGUAUCAACUAGUUACAUGUUAUAUUCAUAGUCUUUUGUGAAGCAUCGCCUUUUUGUUUCAAAGAUGGCCUAUUUUGAGCCUUUGUAUAGGUACAUUCCUGUUUUUUGUGACAAAAACCUUUAAAACUGUCCCAACAGAAAAAUAAUGGCUAUCAGAAAUGUUUUGUUUUAGUGUGAGUUACCGUUACUGUUAUCUGUUUAUUGUAAAGGUGGACAUUUAGCGUUCAGUGCAGUUUUCAAUAAAAGGUAAUAAAAAUGUCUGUUCUGAAGCUCCAGUACAUCUCACCACGUGCAGGUCCUCUACCUGAGAUGUUGACAGGCACCAACACGCACCAGUGCGUGUCCGCCCGUCCCGUGACCAGACUCGAGACCCAGGCUGGUGAUCAUCUCACGUCUCAUGUAGCCCAUCACUGGCAAAUUGUGCCGUUCUUAAGAUGAAGCAGGUUAGAAUUCAAGAAACAAUUGCUUGUGUUUUAGAGUUCUGCUUUUAAUUUACCCAAAGGCAAAAUCACCUGGCUCAAGCAUUAAUGCAGGAAAGUGAAUGUGAAUCUCAAAAGUUUUUUAAAACAGUAUUUACAAAGAAAUGUUGCAAAAUGAUUAACAUCAGCCACUUCCAUCUGCUGGUAACUUUCGAACUGACACAAUGACCACCCUCAUGAAAUGGCACCAAGCGCCAUUGUCCCAGCGGAGUCCACAGUGUCCAGUAAGUCCGACGGUCCCCGAACUACCCUCCCCCACACACACACACACCCUUCCUCACCCUCCUCGUGCCACCAGACUGGAAGUUGUGGCAUCUGAGAGCAUCUGAUCACCCGCUUGGCUCGUUUUCAGGUUGUGGUCCCACCCAUCACGAUUCCGAAGUGACGACGUGGCACUGGAUCAACCUCCCCAGGCUAGAAGCGGGGCACACAGUCACUGACCUACCCCUCUGGGAGCAGAAGGGCAAGCUCACCAUUGUCUUGGCAACUGCUGUCCAACAGGCAACCCACAAGGGGUGACAGGUGCGUGGAAGGAGACCCCCACGGCCUGUAAACAGCAGUCCUCCCUAACAGGAAGUCUGCGACACAGUGAGCUUAACAGCUGACAAAGAGGCGGGUCCCAACCCAAGGUGCACCAGCACUUGACUUAGGACAGAAAACACCACACAAGUCUCCCCAUGCAGAGCGAGCAGCCAGCACAGUAGGUCCAUACAGUUACUGCUGUCCAGUCAACCCAAAGACACACGUCUGUCACCUGGUCACACUGAGACCUUUAGGGAAGGACUACAUACAUACUCUGUCUCGGGACAACAAAUAUGGCUGUUUAAUAGUUCAAGAGCUUAACACAGCAUCGAUUCAUCCAAAAUGCUGGCCUGCACCAGCCAACCUGCCGUGAAAACCACUCAACGCCCGCCUGUGUCUGGAGCCUAGGAUAUGUGAACCAGAGUCUUCCCCACAGGGAAGAAGCUGUACCUAUUAACCUGCACAUGGUCGGGGUCCCUAGUCAUGAAUAAAUAAGUAGAGGCACGUCAGGGAGAACACCGCUCGGCAGGCCAGGCGUGGGGCCCUCUGGCAGCGCUGGCUCUCUGAGCCCCGGCGACUGGCUGACCAGAGUUGCCCCCAGACAUCACGGCUUCUGCAACUGGGAAGGCCAAUCCUGCGGACGCAGCACCAGCAACGGGCGCUCUGCCCGCUGGAGAACCGCGCCUGCACGAGGAGGGAAGCUUACAGACAUGCUACACCGUAAGCAGUCAGAAAGGCAGCCUGCUCAAAAAACAAAAAACCUUAAUUACGGGACAAAACAAGGAAACCACAGAAAGUCAAUUUGUAAGGAAAUACCAACCACUCAGAACAGGGACGUUUACAUCACAUCAGAAAACGCGUUCGCAUGGACUCGGAUCCCAGACUUCCUUCCCGCAGGCUUCCGUGCAACGAGAGGGAGGGAGGGCCCUUCGCCUGCGCACACGGCGCGGUGUGGGGGAGGGGAGGGCUGAGGACAGCACACCUCCCCGCCGUCUUCCAGUUUCAGUAUCGCAAUCAAACUCAGGUGGUGCACAUUCCAGUUUCAUCUAACAGAACUCGGAAGAAAACGAGAAGCAAAGAAUUUAGUUUUCACAGCCUUUUCAUCCAAGGGAAGAAGUGUGCACGCGUGUGCGGGGCUUCUUCUCCAAACUCUGCGUGUCAGCAGUCUCGUACACGGUGCUGGUCAGGACACCGGGUCUGCGUGCUCCCGAGACAGGUCUGAACGCUGUGCCCAUGCGGAACGCAUGCCUGAAGUGGUCAAAUGAUACUUCUCAUAAAAAGUCUUUCUACCUAAGAUUAUAGUUUUUAAACUUUAAAUAAGAAUGGCCACAAUUAACCAACAUGCAAAAAUUCUCAUAAUACUCAACCGAGAAAUUCAUUAAUACAAUGCAUUUACCACCUUACUGCAUUUUUAAAUCUUUACUGAACUGAUACCCCCAAUUAGCCCAAGCAGAGACAUGCCACUCCAACACAGUUUGCUUAAAGCAGAGUUGGUGACACCACGGGGAGACCCCCAGGAGCCUCUGCACAGCAGUGUGGGGGUCCGGCGCUGCCGCCACGCCGCCCACGUGGCACGAGCACCUCCCCGCCGUGCGCCCAGGGAGGGCCUGCUCACGCGGAGGCCACUGCCCAGGGCGGAGAGCCUCGGCGUCAGGGCGUUCUCCCACACGGCUGAGGACCCACGUCCUGAAAAAGGCACCCUUGAAACUCUUUAAAAAAAGAAACCAAAACAAGGGAACAAUAUGUCAUGGUCACUCAAUAAAAAAAUUCUUACUUUCCUUGUACUUUGUUCCUUAAAGAUUUGAUUUUAUUGGGCACAACAGGAACUAAAUUAUUACUAAAAUAAGCUUGUUUUUAUUUUCACGUUUUCCUGUGGAGAAUUUGUACAAAAAGUUUCCAGAUCUCUACGGAGCUCUCAUGGGACUUAGUGUAAAGUGGAUCUUUUAAGAUGCGAGUAGAAUGCCAGGUUCUACUUAAAAAAAAAACAAACAAAAA
This is a messenger RNA of Artibeus jamaicensis (Jamaican fruit-eating bat), 7006 nucleotides long. It is a transcript of the gene CTBP2, whose product is annotated as C-terminal binding protein 2. The coding region runs from base 292 to 3192 and encodes 966 amino acids. Gene Ontology annotation, molecular function: transcription corepressor activity; oxidoreductase activity, acting on the CH-OH group of donors, NAD or NADP as acceptor; NAD binding. The record is from RefSeq and is a predicted model, not a curated record. The transcript has 9 exons. NCBI's taxonomy places the organism in Eukaryota, Metazoa, Chordata, Mammalia, Chiroptera, Phyllostomidae.